This is a messenger RNA of Mycotypha africana, 1712 nucleotides long. RefSeq names its product Sodium/calcium exchanger protein-domain-containing protein. The coding region runs from base 25 to 1590 and encodes 521 amino acids. The transcript has 7 exons. NCBI's taxonomy places the organism in Eukaryota, Fungi, Mucoromycota, Mucoromycetes, Mucorales, Mycotyphaceae. Gene Ontology annotation, biological process: calcium ion transmembrane transport; intracellular calcium ion homeostasis. Gene Ontology annotation, cellular component: fungal-type vacuole membrane. The record is from RefSeq and is a predicted model, not a curated record. Gene Ontology annotation, molecular function: calcium:proton antiporter activity.
UACAGUUAUCAAUUAAUUAUUCGAAUGGAUCAAGGAUAUAGUCUCGAAUCAGAUUACUAUUCUUCGUCCAUAAAUAUAAACCCCAACACUACUAUCGCAUCAAAUUCUUCCAUGAUAAAAAUAAACCAAACAACAACGUUAACGUCAAAGUCGUCCAUAUCAUCGUCUAUACCUAGUCAGCAACCACAGCCAACUUCCAUCAAAAGCGAAAAUCUUUCCGUUGUUAAUACAAAUGCAAUGAACGAAAUCAGUUCUGCCGAAGAGAAGGAAGGCAUAUCCUUUGUUAAUAGCAAGAGGAUCACCAUAGUAGAGGGACUCAUGAAAAUUAUAAAAUCUUCUUGGGUGAAUGUACUACUUAUAUUUGUCCCCUUUGGCAUGGCGUCUCAUUUUAUCUGGUCACCAACUGUAACAUUCAUUUUGAACUUCUUGGCAAUCAUACCUUUGGCUAAACUAUUAGGCUAUGCAACAGAAGAUAUAGCUUUGAGAACCGGUGAGAUCAUAGGUGGCUUGCUCAACGCUACGUUUGGAAAUGCCGUUGAGCUGAUCAUUUCCAUCAUUUCGCUCACGCAGAAUUUGGUCGUUGUUGUUCAAGCCUCUAUGCUGGGUUCUAUAUUAUCCAAUCUAUUACUCGUUCUCGGUAUGUGUUUCUGGAGCGGCGGUUACUAUCACAAAGCGCAAUUUUUCAAUAAAACAGUUGCGCAAACGUCAGCUUCUUUACUGUUUAUAUCAGUCGCUUCCCUUAUGAUACCUGCCGCAUUCUAUGGCUCCAUUCAUUUGACAUCGUCAACGACUGUAGAAUCAGCAAGUGAAUUGACACAAGCUAUAUUGAGUAUCUCGAGAGCAACCUCUAUUAUCUUGUUGAUUCUUUACUUUUCAUACCUAUACUUUCAGCUCAGGACACACAAGCAUUUGUUUAUGACACCUUCUGUAUCGGAGAGCCGCAGGGCAAGUCAGCUUUCUGGCAGAAAUUUGGAUCCCUUUAGAAUGACUGAGCAAGGACUUUCUCUUAGUAAUGAUUCAAUUAAAGACGAAAAUGACGAAGUUGAAGAACCUCAGCUGCCAGCUACAAUGGCUGUUAUUCUCUUAAUAUUAGUAACUGUGAUAAUUGGUGUUUGUGCCGAAUUUUUGGUUUCUGCAAUAGAAGAAGUGACCAAAGUCUGGCAUAUAAGCGAAACUUUUGUAGGCCUCAUUUUAAUUCCUAUCGUAGGUAAUGCUGCCGAGCAUUUAACAGCCGUUACCUGUGCUGUGAAGAAUAAGAUGGAUUUGGCUUUGGGUGUAGCAGUCGGCAGUAGUAUGCAGAUUGCGUUGUUAGUUACUCCUUUCAUGGUUAUCAUUGGAUGGGGCAUGCAUGUUGAUAUGAGUUUGUAUUUUAAUAUUUAUGAAACUGCUGUUCUUCUGAUCGCUGUCAUAAUGGUCAAUUAUCUAAUUAUGGACGGUGAAAGUAACUGGCUAGAAGGGCUUAUGCUUAUGGCAGUAUAUAUUGUCAUUGCAAUCAGCUUCUAUUAUUAUCCAAACGAAUCAGCUACAGAUAGUUUGCCUUCAAACUCUAGCGUAGCCAAUAAUACUAGGAACACAAUGAUUAUUUCAUGAUACCUCCACUCUGUACACAACUUUCGACUUUCAGCAAUUUUUAUAUUUGUACAUUAAAAAGCCAUGAACCAAACAUUGAAAGAUAACAUGUGUCUUCAAUUAGUCUUUUAACCCUUGAAUAU